Ambispora gerdemannii is the source of this 160-nucleotide messenger RNA. The record is from the annotation of a GenBank genome assembly. NCBI's taxonomy places the organism in Eukaryota, Fungi, Glomeromycota, Glomeromycetes, Archaeosporales, Ambisporaceae.
ACCGCAAUAUGUUGCAAAAUUUUAUAUGCCGCAACUGUGUUGCAAUAUGCCGCAAUUGAGUGAGGCGCCCAGCUUUAAUGUCAAGGUUAAAGAUGGAGCCGCGAUAGGUUCAUUUGAAUUUCCAUCUUUGGCCAAGCAUUCACAUAUUUGUAUUGUAUGA